CAUGUUCCAAGGUCAUAAAACAAAACAGUGUCCAAAUUUAAAAUAAAUUAAUAGCAAUGUACAAAAUAGCAAACAAUACAAAAACAAAGAAAAGGAAUUUAAACAAAUGGAUCAACUAAAUGGAGUCUAUGAAAUUAUGGUAAAGGCCUAUCCUAGUAAAACUAUUAAUAAAAGUGCUCUUACCUUGACUGAUGUAGAUGAUAUUUAUGAUGAUACAUUUUGCAAUUAAUUUGAAGGAUUCCUCUUUCCCAAUCCCUCAUUAUCUACCUAUAACUAUAUGGGAGAUGUCGUUAAGUUCCUCAAAUACUUUGGAUAAAAUUCUGAGAUGUUUCAGCAUUAAGCCUCUCUUACAGAGCCAUUUAAAUGGAUCAUUUCAUAAUUUUACUCUCCAGAAUAGUUUAGUGUCUAUAUUGGUACUGAAUCCAACUAAUUUGCUAUGCUUUCAGUUUUAGUUGAUGAGCAGUACCUAACGCCCUUUGCCUCGGAAUUAGAAUUUAUUAUAAAAGGAAAUAUGGUAUAUAUCUACUUCAACAAAGUCUAACUGAAAACGAAAAUGUGUGAAAGUGGUUAUUACUGCACCAUUGACUAGGCCGUUCAAUUCAUGUAUUAAUACAUUGUUCAGGACGUUAGAUAACUAUGUGGACUGUGA
Paramecium octaurelia is the source of this 649-nucleotide messenger RNA. NCBI's taxonomy places the organism in Eukaryota, Ciliophora, Oligohymenophorea, Peniculida, Parameciidae. The record is from the annotation of a GenBank genome assembly.